CCACUAUGCACUGCGCUACAUCGGCGCACAUAGUAUACGGAAGAAGGGAGUUUUGGGAGAAACGUGAUUUCAAUCGGCUUGCAAUAAUGGAUAGCAUUUGCCUCGAAAGUUUAAUUUUGAAGCUGCAUGAUGUUCAAGCAGUAAAAUUUGGCGAAUACAAACUGAAGAGUGGAAUGAUGACUCCGAUCUAUAUUGAUCUUCGAGUAAUAGUCUCACACCCAUCUCUCAUGAAUCAGGUGUCAACAGUUAUUUAUCAACGUGCAAAGGCUGAAGAGCUGGAAUAUAACUCCGUUUGUGGUGUACCUUACACGGCUCUACCCCUAGCAACAAUCAUUUGUUCCCGACAUGAACUCCCCAUGCUCAUUCGGCGUAAAGAAGCAAAGGACUAUGGAACCAAGCGGAUGGUUGAAGGAACCAUCCAUCCUGGGGACACCUGCCUGAUCAUUGAGGAUGUGGUAACUACUGGCAGCAGUAUCCUGGAGACGGCUGUGGUGCUUCAGAAGGAGGGCUUAAAAGUCACAGACGCCAUCGUCCUGAUGGACCGGGAUCAGGGGGGUAUUGACAUGCUAGGGUCAGAGGGCAUCACACUCCACCCCGUCAUCUCCAUGGCCAAACUCGUCAACGUCCUGCUUAAGGCGGAACGCAUCGACACCGACACCGCCCAGAGGGUCCGCAAAUUCAUCCAGGAGAACAACGUCUUUACGUCUGCCCGAGGGAAGAACGGAUCCAGUGGGAAUGGCUCGCCUGCCACUAAAAAGCCCUGUAUGAAGGAGGCGGAGAUGAGUUACGGGACACGGGCCCAGCUCCCACACACGCACCCCGUGGCCGCUCGGCUCCUGAAGGUGAUGGAGGAGAAGAAGAGCAACCUGUGUGUGUCUGCGGACGUGAUGAAAUGUGAGGAGCUGCUGCUGCUGGCUGACUCCCUGGGCCCAUUCAUCUGCCUCCUGAAGACCCAUGUAGACAUCCUGCAGGACUUUACCCCUGCCUUCUGCCAGUCACUGACGGAACUGGCCACCAAACACAACUUCCUCAUCUUCGAGGACCGCAAGUUUGCCGACAUUGGCAACACUGUCAAACAUCAAUACGAAGGUGGGCUGUAUCAGAUCUCCUCGUGGUCGAACAUGGUGAACGCCCAUGCUGUGCCGGGACCUGGCGUGGUGAGGGGACUGAGCGAGGUGGGCCGGCCUCUAGAGCGUGGCUGCCUCCUCAUAGCUGAGAUGAGCUCUCAGGGUUCCCUAGCAACGGGAGACUACACCCAGGCAGUGGUGAAGAUGGCAGAGGACCACUCUGAGUUUGUGUUUGGUUUCAUCUGUGGGUCCAAGAUCAGCCAGAAGCCAGAGUUCCUCCACUUGACCCCUGGAGUCCAGAUGCAGUCAGGAGGUGACAGUCUGGGCCAGCAGUACACCAGUCCUGAGGAUGUGAUUCUGAAAAAGGGCUCUGAUGUCAUCAUCGUGGGACGGGGUGUACUGGGUUCCCCUGACAGGAGGAAGGCUGCUGAGGAGUACAGAAAAUCAGGAUGGGAUGCCUAUACCAAGAGGCUGACUUCUGUUACCCAUUAAAAAACAGGAAGCACAUUAUUUAGGGGUGUGUUCAGAAGGGUGACAUUUUACAGAAAUAAAAAAUUGAAUUUGUGAAAGAUUAUAUACAUUAAAAAUACAGAAUUAAGUGGCAUAGGGUGAUGUGAGCAUUUCACCUUCAUGAAGGCACUCUUGCUGAAUGUCCAAUCUGCUAUCCAGACACACCUGUAGACUUUAUUUAGACUUUUUUUUCAGUAUUAAAAACCUUACUCUGUAGCUGUUUUGUCUCAAAAAGCAGUUGUUGGUGAUUUGUUUUGGGGUAGAUGUGCUAAUGUGAAUCCAUGUGACAAUUACCAUUCCAUCCAAAUCAGCUGGAACACCUGUUGGGGUCUUUUGCUGCUAGCUUUCCAACUCUACUGAGAAUCCUGCCACUAAAGGCCUAAAGAGCAGAAUGGUGAUUACAUUAUUUAUUUUUUUACUUUUUACAUCCUUUUUUGUCUACACAAGACUUGCGUGUAUAAGAUGGCCAAAGCUGGAAUAUUAGGAUGGAGUUUUAAUGUCGACAAAUUGAUAUUUUCCGUCCAUAUUUUCUUUCUGGUGGCAAUAAGAUUAAGGGUAUUUCACCAUGAUCUUUGUGUUAGAUUGACUUGUGUUCCUUUAAUGAUUUGU
Messenger RNA from Osmerus eperlanus (European smelt), 2186 nucleotides. It is a transcript of the gene umps, whose product is annotated as uridine monophosphate synthetase. The transcript has 6 exons. The record is from RefSeq and is a predicted model, not a curated record. NCBI's taxonomy places the organism in Eukaryota, Metazoa, Chordata, Actinopteri, Osmeriformes, Osmeridae. Gene Ontology annotation, molecular function: orotate phosphoribosyltransferase activity; orotidine-5'-phosphate decarboxylase activity. The coding region runs from base 6 to 1559 and encodes 517 amino acids. Gene Ontology annotation, biological process: 'de novo' pyrimidine nucleobase biosynthetic process; 'de novo' UMP biosynthetic process.